This is a messenger RNA of Meira miltonrushii, 1916 nucleotides long. RefSeq lists its product as uncharacterized. The record is from RefSeq and is a predicted model, not a curated record. Bases 121 to 1884 code for a protein of 587 amino acids. The transcript has a single exon. Lineage: Eukaryota; Fungi; Basidiomycota; Exobasidiomycetes; Exobasidiales; Brachybasidiaceae.
CAUAUAUUCAAGAGCUGUUUCACUUUUUGGAAAUAGGGCAUCUUUGACGCCGGGGCUUACUUACAAGUGUGUUUAAAUGCAUUACACUCUCUCUUCAUUACAGCCAUCAGCACCUCAAUCAUGUCUCCAGGACCCGAUUUAGAUGGUGGUAGUGACUUAAGCGAAUUAAGCGAUGCAGGAAGCCAACCGGGCACUCCAGGUCAAGCAUUAACACCUCAAACCAGUCCAGUUCCACAAACAAGAAGGGCAAGUUUAAGAAGAGGAACAGACACAACAACAACAACAACAGCAGCACCUCUUGCUACAAAUGCAGAGCCACAAAAAGAGAAAAACCCUCGUAGAUCACAGAGAGGACGUGAUUCAGCUGUUGAAGUUACGCAACCAAAAAGCAAGGAAGCGGAUCUUUCACCACAAACAUCAAAUGGCAUGGGUAACAAAAAGGCUACCUCUCAUCCAAGAUGGGAGUACAAACAGAUAGUGGAUAAAAAUAUAUUUCGAGAUGAUCCUGUGAUAGAAGGUAAACGGACAAGGAAAUCCAUUGAUAGGUUUGGAAGUGAAGGUGCUGGAGCAGAUAACAAUCCACCUUCUAUACGAAGGAGGUCAACUUCUUCACGUAAAUCUGCCAGUCGUGAACCUGCCGGUGAAAGCACAUCAGCAGAAGUUGGCAAUGAUUCAAGAGCAAGUCCAGUCGCUUCAUUCAAGCCCGAACCUAGUGAAGAUCAACAGCAGCAGCCUAAUCCUACCAAAAAGACCAUCAAAAUCAAACGGAAGCAACCCAAACCAGAAGUCACUCCAGAAGAAGUAACUCAAGAGGCAUUUACAGAAGAUCCUGAAGAAGAGCAACCGACGAGAAAAAGGAGAAAAGGCAGCAAAGCGGAGCUUGAAGCUGUGGUCCCUGACUCCACUCCAUCUCAAAGAAUUGAAAGAGUCCAAGACGAAGAUGAGGAAGAUCUGCCUCAGCCAAGAAAGAAGAAACUUACAAGGCCAGGAAAGAAGAUCAAAUUGAAAAGACCCGCUUCUCAAAAGAAAAAGGAAACAGAACCUCUGUCAGACGAUUAUGAAGAAGAGGCAGGCUCAGACAGUGACGUAGCGAUGAGCGAUGAUGCGGAUGAAGAUGCUCUCGAUGAAAGGAAAUAUGAAGAGCGAGCGCCCAGGUAUGAGCAUACUGCUGCUGCAGAGAAGCGGAAGGCUACUUCUAAGCCGUUCCAGCGUGCACCUUCUAUUCAAAAGCCUAGCAAGCCUCGCUCAGGCGCAUCCAGCAUUGUACCUGCGAAAGACUUGGCUGCCUCGGCAUCUCAAUUGCAACAACCUCCACCGGCAAAGCCUAUCACGAGUCAGGCUGUUGCAUCAUCUUCAUCCUUCAAGGCUGCUCUACCACAGAGACCGCCCGUACCACAGAAGAAUGUCAUUCGUAAGUCAGUCGGUUCUUCUGUCUUGGACAAUUUGAUGGGCUUCGGUACGCCUUCACGGAGCUCCGCUCCAAGGCCACGUCCGCCACAAUCUGGGGCUACAUCAUCUCCUCAACCACAGAGACGUCCUGGUGAACCAAUACGUCCUCGACCACCAGCGGCUGAUCCUGCCAAUAGGGCAAAGCCUGGCAUCACAACAUCCCAUGAUCCGAACAAUCUCGGUUUGAACGGCAAACAUGUCACGGCAGAGCAAAUGGCUGCAAAACGUGAAGUUGAAGUACAGCAAUAUGCAAAUCCAAAAGGCUUGUUCAAUUUGUUGGAAGGUACGGAAUUGAUGAUGGAAUUCGAGGAUGAAACCCGUCAACGGUUACAGAUUGAUCCAUUCUUACACAAGCAUAAACUCUACAGACCAGGACGUACGGAGGGAAUGUGGAAAUUGAUUGAUCGGAUCAAAGAGACGGAAGGUAUGAAGUAGCGGCGUGUUUCGACAGUUGUACUAUAAAGCAU